Messenger RNA from Penicillium odoratum, 279 nucleotides. RefSeq lists its product as uncharacterized. Bases 1 to 279 code for a protein of 92 amino acids. Lineage: Eukaryota; Fungi; Ascomycota; Eurotiomycetes; Eurotiales; Aspergillaceae. The record is from RefSeq and is a predicted model, not a curated record. The transcript has a single exon.
AUGCCCGACUCCUACGCCAGUUCUUCCUAUUACUACAGUUCGUCCACCGACACGGAUGAAGGCACCAUCACUGCUACCGGGCACCGAUACUCUACUACUUCGCAUACCGACUCUGAUGGAACGACUGUCGUAUGUACGGUGCAUCAAGAUUUGGGAGAGCCUCCUGUGAUUGAGGAGCGGCGCUAUGAUAGUACUGGUCAGGAAGAGGAAUUAGCCCUUCCUGGUCCGGAUGGGUCAUCUGCUGGUGGGUUGAGACGGAUCACAGACCUUGAUGAGUAG